AUGGCGCUUGGGUCAGGGGAAGGCAUGCGGAGGAUCGUCGGCGUGUUGCAAUUCGAGCAGCUGAAUGCCACUUGGCCCAGGGCAAUGAUGAUGCACCAUGUGGUGAAGGAAUGCAAGGACAUGGAACAUGCGACCCUGAAGCGUCUGACGCGUUUGAUUGACACAGCCGUGCAGAACUGGCACUUGACAUUCAGGCUGUUGAACGCCCCAGCGCGUGCUCCCUUUGAGUCACCGGAGGAGAAGAUCAACCGAAUCCAAGAGUUUUGGAGUGAAGGCCUUUGGCGGCCAACAGAUCGGAGGCUCUCGGAGGGCGUUGAAGACAUCUCGGAACGACGGCCUCGCUACGACCUCCGCAUGGACGUGAAAAACAUCAAGGGACGUUGGGCCACGGCCAAGCCAGUGGGAACCCUUCCGCACCAACAGCAUGAGAAGCUGAAGAUGCUCACCCAGGGCGGGCGUCCCGAAGACCUGGCGGGCGAUGGGCGCUUCCCACCAGAGGAGAUCAAAGAUACGAAUGUCACGGAGCUUCUGAGGCCAGUGAGACGAGGUCGAAAGCUUUACUUUGAUCAAUGCCUGGAGAGACAUGUGAUCCCGAAUCCGCUGAUGUUCAUGACUGGGCACAGUCAUGAACUCAAGUCCAACGGCCAGAUCUUCACCGACGCCGAAAUGCUGGCAGCGCUUGCGUUACUCCGCGAAGAGUUUCCGGUGCACGAGUUGGACUUGGCUGAGAACGCGUUGCUCACAGACAAGAGCAUGGUACCGCUGCUUGAGAAGCUAAGCAAUGCCUCCGUUUGCGCCAAGUUGCGUCAUUUGAGCCUGGCAGGCUGCAGGCAAGUGGGCCGUGGUGGCUCUUGGGCCUCGAUCAAUUUGAUCUUGAGCGCCAAGACCCUGAGGUCACUGAAUCUCAGCCACAUCCAAUUCACCUCUCAAAGCCUGCCGUCGUUGUGCAAGGCGAUUGGAGAGCAUGAGAACAUUCGAGACGUGAGCCUUUGCGGUACAGGACUGGGUAAGAACGGGCUGAGUGGACUUUGCUUGUCCGCCCUCUUCGUGAACAAACGCUUGGAGAAACUGGAUCUCAGCUGGAACCGCUUCAACCAUGAGCAGUUUGCACAGAUGGGUGUUUUGAUUGAUGCCACUGAUAUCGAAGAGCUUGCGGUUGACUACUGUGCUGCCUAUGUUUUUGGAAGGGACAGUCCAGUGGCAGAGCUAUUGGAAGGCCUGGCCAAAGACAAGAGCCUCCGGAAGCUAAGCCUGGUGGCGAACCGGGUGGACUUCCGAUCUGCCCUUGUGAUUGAAGAUGCUCUAGACAUGCAUCCCACCUUGAAGGACAUCAACAUGACUGACAACCCCUUGGGAGCCUUGGGCAUGCGCAGCUUGUUGCGUUUGUUAUCAAGGAAGGAGAAUGCCUUGAAGCAUUUUCAAUCAGAUGGAUGCUAUCAGGGAGCGACUGGCAUGUUGGAUGCAGAGGCUGAAGGCUGUUCGGUCUACUCCUUCACCAACCCGGGUAGUCGGUAUGUGUUGGACUUGAGCCGGCCAUACCACCGCAGCUUGCUGCGCAUUUUGUACAAGACGGCUGAAGCAACGAAGAUGCCCUUGGACAAGGCCUUCGAGAUCGUGGAAGCGAACCCGCCAUAUCAACACGCCAGCAAAAGUUCCGGCCUCUGGCAGGUUCCCACAUCUGGGCGCUUGGUCUGCAACUUCAGCGUCGAGGCCCAGAUCCAGUCGUCAUUGUCAGGUGUUGAUGAUGAUGACUACUUGGGCUUUUUGGAUACGCACUUCGAACUUACUCGUUUCAAGGCCGACCGGCAGAAGAUCACGGCACUCUUCGCCAAGUGGUUGGAGUUGGAAGGACGCGAAGAAGAUCAAUCUAUUUACUUGCAGGCUUUGGCAAAGGAUUUCAACAUGUCCUUACCCUACUUGGGAUAUUUGUGUCGAAGUUCACCUUCCAGCGUGCGCCGUACCAUGAAGACCAUGUUCCCCAGCGUGCCCAGCGACGACCAGUCACGGUACUUGGCGAUGCUUUGUUUGCCAAGCCUGUCGGACUUCUACACAUGUUAUCCUCGUAUGGAGGCCUUAUUGACGUUCAACGCACAAAAUGCCACCGGUCACUACUCCUUGGAUCUGGGAAACAGUUGUGAAUUUGCAGUGGCUCAGCGACUGAUCCUCCUGGAUCGUUGGGAGGCCGUGUGCAACAAGCGCCGGCAGCGUGUUGACAUCUCUGCCACUGGCAACCGCUCACAGCUACGCAACGAGAACCAUCAGGGAAGACCUUUGCUUCUUCGAGUGCGAUCUGUGGCUGAGUGGAGUUUGCCGGAGUAUGGGAUUUUUGAAUUGGACUACGUGAGCUGUUACCGACCGCCUGCUCGUGCGAAACCCUUGAGCGAUGAGCUCUGGGAGUCAUUGAUGGUGUCCAUGUACAAUUGCAAGGAAUUCCGGCCGGAGGACAAGCUGAAAGCUCUUCGCAGCAUCUCCCAUUUGAUCUUCAUCACUUGCAUGCACAUGCGCCAGAUGGUGGGCUACUUCAAGGAGACUUCACACAGAGAAGAAGCUUUCGUGACAUUUUUCCCGCGUGUUGUUGAUAUGCACAAUUCCAAGCAGUUCACUGUGCGUUUUGACAGUCAGGACGAACUACAGCGACUGAGAGGUCGUCUCGGUUUCGUGACCUCCUUCCCUUUUCUUCAGCCAGAGAACACGACCUUUGUGCUGAACCUGAAAUACAACGACCAGCGGCUGUGCUGCUCCAUGUUGGUGGACCUGGCGUUGCACGAGAAGUUUGGUAACCUGCGUGAGUCCCACAUGGUCAGUGAGGAUGGGGUGGCGGAUCCCAUGACCAUGGGCGUGCCUCGAGGCUGGGCGGAUUUCGCCAAGGUUCCCAGCACUGGAACAUUCAGCUGCAAAUAUGUCUGUGCUCCGGAGGAUCGCCAAGUGGAUUUCCGCAAAAAGUUGUCACAGACAUAUGGCUUCAUCAACACCACCUUCAGCGAAUCAGACAUCGCAUGGUGGACAGGCCUGAACGAAGUUGGCGAGGAUGUCUUGGACCUUUUGGAGUUUUUCAUUAGCCGCUACAACCAUGUGAACGAGGCUUUUGCGCACAUCGAUGGCGGUGUCCGCGGUGCGGAUGGUGGCGGCAGCAACACUACCAGCAAUGGUGAGCUCACAUUGCGUGAGUUUGAAGCAGGGAUCCGAGAUAUUGGCUGUCACAAGUUUAAGGGGCCAAACGAGAAGGAGCGCAUUGCAGCUGUUUUCAGGUACCUAGAUCCUGGAGGCGAGGGCAAUGUGUCGCUCCAAGAGUGGCAGAUUUUGGACCAGCUGUGGAAGGAGUUUGUCCAGUUCUUGAUCUACGCCUUCGGUGACGAGUUGGAGUUCGCCUGGGAGGAGUUGGACGACGAUGGCAGCGGCGAGCUGUCGGAAGACGAGUGGUUUCAAGCGGUGAAGCGGAUAGGAUACUUUGGCCCAGCCAGGGUGGUCUUCGCCUUAUUGGAUGGCUCAGAUGAUGGAAACAUUUCCUGGGACGAGUUUCGAGAAUUGGAGAAGUACAGGCGCAAGAAAAAGACCAGAUUUUGA
Messenger RNA from Cladocopium goreaui, 3564 nucleotides. The record is from the annotation of a GenBank genome assembly. NCBI's taxonomy places the organism in Eukaryota, Dinophyceae, Suessiales, Symbiodiniaceae.